AUGCUGAGUCUCGCUUGGACUCGUCGCGCCGUCGUGGAGGUGGAGGCACCACCCACCCCAACCCCAACCCCAACCUGGGGUGGCUGCUCUCUCCAUGGCCUCGACAUUGAGGUCGUGAGGGAGAAGGACGCUGUCCCUGGCGGUGGCGGCAGCGGGCUAGUUGCACUUGCAAUCCCUUCAUAUUUCUCCGGCCCCCGGCUGGCGAAGCGGCAAGAUGGAGGCUUCCCCUUGUACACGGGCUACUCGGCGGCGAGGUCCUUGGUCGGCAAGGGGGCCAUGACGGAUCUGAGAAGGCUGUCUCGUGAGGCGGAAGACAUGCUCGCCGAGUUGUUUGCUAGCAUUGAUGGCGGUGGCGGUGGCGCCCCAAACAAAAACAAGGAGGACGCGGUGCGGGCGCGGCCCAGGGUGGUGCAGCUGCGACUGUCACCGGAGCUGGCGCUGUGGAAAAGCACGCAACACGCAAUCGGCAACAUGCUGCCCACUAAGGGCGCCGGGCUGAUCCAAGCCACGCCGCAGGUUCUCGCCUUGCUGGGCGCCACCGACUGGCCUGAGGCGAUGAAAACAACCAACGCCCUAUCUGGCAGCGGCAUGGCGAACCUGCUGAUUGGCGCCUCCGACGUGCGCACCCUCUUCUCCAACUACGUGGUGGACAUGGCAUUCUACUACGAGCACGGGUACCACAAGGCGUUCCCCUCGUUCAGCCGCCUCCUGCACGAUGGGCUCGCCGACGCCCGCUCGCUACGAACCCCUGGUGGCCGGCAGCGACGCGAGGCCGUCGCGAUAGGCGCGUCCUACAUCCGAGCCAAGAUCGCGCUGGAGGCGGCGCACAAGACGCUCCUCAAGGACCGGUCGGCGCAGAUGGACCGCCGGGCCGCCCAGGUCAUAUCCCUAUGCGAGAGCAGCAUCCUUGGCAUGGGGGCUGAGGCAAUUGCCCGGGGCUUCGAUGUUGGCGCCGUCACGAGCGACCUGGUCUUCAGCUCUCCCGGCACCGAUGUCAUCGAUGUGGGCAGCGACCUGGUAAACUCCGAGGUCAUGAACUCGUUCCUCAACGUGGCCGACAUCGCCGCCUCAGGCGUCGUGAGCGAGCCGGCGCUUCGGGCCAUCUACGACGCCUACGCUGCCACGGGAGCUCGGAUGUACACCCAGAGGUGGCAUGAGCCUGUGGCCCGGAUGUGCAUCACCUUGUACACUUGGCACCUGCACAACGACCGGCACAUGUUCCUCCGCCGCGCCCUCCUUGGAUGGCCCAAGGCCCGCAAGUCCCCGGCGCAGCCCCAACGCGAGGCCGACUUCGACGAGGUCUUCGACACCGACUUUCGCACCACCGGCUUCAGCAGGCCCCUUGACCUUGAGUACGCGUGCAAUGGCGAAGAAACCUGCGACCACGUCCGGCGCUUCCUCAAAGUAAAACUAAAAGACCAAGAACUGCUUGCCGCCCUUUGGUCCUCCAUUGUCACCGGUCCGCUGGAGUACGUCCGGAAGGGCGAGGUGGACGAGCAGCGUGAGAAACACCUCAUUGAAUCCUCGCGCCUGCAAAUGGUCCACCUCUUCUCCAAGGGCCUCAUCGACGAAAUGGUCUGGCUCGUCGCCCAUGCAAGCCACCAUGCCUGGCAGGUGAACUAUCUCUUCGAGGCCGCCAUGUUUGGCAGCAUCCUGGACGGGGGCGCCAUGAUAGGCAAGCUCGAUAGGGCGGAGGAGGACUAA
This is a messenger RNA of Hordeum vulgare subsp. vulgare (domesticated barley), 1704 nucleotides long. RefSeq lists its product as uncharacterized. The transcript has a single exon. The coding region runs from base 1 to 1704 and encodes 567 amino acids. NCBI's taxonomy places the organism in Eukaryota, Viridiplantae, Streptophyta, Magnoliopsida, Poales, Poaceae. The record is from RefSeq and is a predicted model, not a curated record.